Molecule: messenger RNA, 768 nt
Organism: Suillus clintonianus
Lineage: Eukaryota; Fungi; Basidiomycota; Agaricomycetes; Boletales; Suillaceae
Exons: 7
Coding region: 31-630 (199 amino acids)
Biological process (GO): poly(A)+ mRNA export from nucleus
Cellular component (GO): nucleus
Source: RefSeq, a predicted model, not a curated record
GUAAACACCUUUCUUCACCAAUACAACAACAUGGACACGAAACUGAAAGCAUUAAAAGUUCCAGAGUUGAAAGAAAUCCUUUCAAAGGCUUCAAUACCUCCAGGAAAUGCAAAAAAGCAGGAUCUCAUCAAUAAAAUUAUAGCAAACCCAGCUGCUAUUGAUGUCUUUCACACUCUCCACCCCGCUGCUAAACCCCCUCCCUCUACUGACGAUGAUCUGCUCGCUCCUCCAGAAGAAAUCGACUGGACAAUUGAAGAGUCCAUUCCAGUAGUACCCCCCUCUCCCCCCAAGAAAUCUAAACAGCCACUUCCAACACCUGUACCAGAAACAGUGGCUCCAACUGCACCCGUGCAGUCAGAAGAGGAUAAGCGCAAAGCUCGUGCAGCUCGCUUCGGUACAGCCUAUGUUGAGCCUACACAACCCACUCAGCAACAAUCAAAAAAGGACAAACCCGCUGCCGAGAAUUCCGACAAACUCAAGGCCCGAGCAGAGCGCUUUGGGGUUCUCACUUCCGCCACUAAGACCACCGGAAAGCGCUCAGCACCUGUCGAGAAUGUUGAUCCUGAGGAGCAGGAGCGUAGGAGGAAACGCGCAGAACGGUUUGGCUUGCCACUCUCCGGCAAGGCGUAAGUAUUCCUAUUCUUGACCAGCCUUUAUUUAUCCCCUCUGUUGUUGUUCAUGUACAUACGCACACUUUUUGGAGUGUAUCAUGUAGACGCCUAAAGUUGUAUUUUCGUCCUUUCAACUUGAAUGUGAUUCUGCUGUACA